Molecule: messenger RNA, 1011 nt
Organism: Yarrowia lipolytica CLIB122
Lineage: Eukaryota; Fungi; Ascomycota; Dipodascomycetes; Dipodascales
Biological process (GO): retrograde vesicle-mediated transport, Golgi to endoplasmic reticulum
Cellular component (GO): membrane; Golgi apparatus
Source: RefSeq, a predicted model, not a curated record
AUGCGAAUAUCAAUCCCGCCGGUGACUCGCACAUUGCUCGGACUGACCGUUUUCUCGUCGCUUCUGGUGCUCUCGCUGCGAUAUCUCGCCUACAUCAGCCUGCCCGACCCCCAUGACGUGGUGGUCCCCUGGAUCCAGCUGGUGCCCACGUUGUCGGUCAUGUACCCCUGGACGCUGCUGACGGCCACGUUUGUCGAGACCAACCUCUUUUCGGGCCUGCUGCAGCUCUCCACGCUGUGGUUUGGAGGAGCCUACUGUGAAAGCGUGUGGUCCAGCCGUGGCCUGGUCAAGUUUGUCGUCAUCCAGGCGGUGGUGCCCAACGUGCUUGCGGUGCUGUGCGCGGUGGCGUUCUUCUGGCUCACCCAGCGACCCGAGGAACUCAUGGUCGACUUCAGCGGCGGCACCGCCAUUGUGUCGGGCUUCAUUGUUGCCUUCAAACAGCUGGCUCCCGAACACCGCAUUGUGCUGUUCAGAGGUCUGGUCAAGUUCCGUGUGCUGCAUCUGCCGCUCAUCUUUCUCGUGGCCAAUACGCUUCUGGGUCUGCUGUCGUCGGUCUACGUGAUCCACGCCUGGGGUGGUUUUUUUGUCGCGUGGGUCUAUCUGCGGUUCCUCAAGAUCUCCUACGCCGAUCCGGUACUGCCGUUUUCGGGCAGCUCGUCCAAUGCGGCCAACGCAACCCAUCACAACCCCCACGGAGUGCGGGUCAGAGGAGACGCCGGCGAUGCGUUUGCGCUCGACCAGUUUUUCCCCGAGCCCAUGGCUUUUGUGGUGCGCAAGGUGUCGUACCCGGUGUGGUCGGUGCUGGUCAAGCUGGGGGUCAAGCCGUUUGAACAGAGCGAGAUCGACUCGUCAAACCAGCGGUACCAGAGCAAGCGGGCUGCGGCCAUCCAACAGCCCACAUGGCGGUUUGGGGUGGCCCAAGAGCUGCAGCAGACCCAAAAUACCCGUGCUGAGGCGGAGCGACGGCGCCAGCUGGCCCUCAGAGCCUUGGACGAGAGAAUGGGAAAGUAG